Colletotrichum karsti is the source of this 852-nucleotide messenger RNA. Its product is annotated as fungal cellulose binding domain-containing protein. The record is from RefSeq and is a predicted model, not a curated record. NCBI's taxonomy places the organism in Eukaryota, Fungi, Ascomycota, Sordariomycetes, Glomerellales, Glomerellaceae. The transcript has a single exon. The coding region runs from base 1 to 852 and encodes 283 amino acids.
AUGAAGACCACCGUCGUUCUCUCCGCCGUCCUCGGCCUCGUCUCCUCGGCCUCGGCCCACUACACCUUCGACAAGCUCCUCGUCAACGGCGUCCAGCAGGGCGGCGACAACACCUACAUCCGCAAGCACCAGAACAGCUACAUGCCCACCAAGUUCAAGAACACCCCCUCGGGCUCCAUCACCCCGACCGACGCCGACUUCACCUGCAACAAGGGCGCCGCCGCCGCGCCCCAGGUCAUGAAGGUCAAGGCCGGCGACAAGGUCGGCCUCAAGCAGGCCUACGGCGGCACCGGCAUGAAGCACCCGGGCCCCGCCCAGGUGUACAUGAGCCCCGUCGCCGACGCCAAGACGGACAAGGGCACCGGCUCGUGGUACAAGGUCCACGAGGCCCUCCUCUGCACCGCCGGCAGCGCCGAGUCCCUCCGCACCGACGCGUGGUGCGUCUACGGCGAGGACAACGUCUCCUUCACCGUCCCCGCCACGAUCCCCGACGGCCAGUACCUCGUCCGCGGCGAGCACGUCGGCCUCCACGGCGCCCACGACGGCCAGGCCGAGUUCUACUACGCCUGCGCCCAGGUCGAGGUCUCGGGCAACUCGGCGACCAGCAUGCCCGGCACCGCGGUCAAGAUCCCCGGCGUCUACAAGCAGGCCGACGCCGCCGUCAACUUCAGCCUCUGGGGCUCCUCCACCUCGUACCCGACCACCCCCGGCCCCGACGUCAUCCCCGGCGGCACCGUCCGCGGCAGCGCCGACGGAUCCGGCGGCGACAAGAUCACCACCGUCUCCGGCGGUAGCAACGCCGCCUCCAACGUCGGGGCUGAGGCUGCUGCCACUCCCAACUGCAAGCACUAG